Molecule: messenger RNA, 1389 nt
Organism: Striga hermonthica
Lineage: Eukaryota; Viridiplantae; Streptophyta; Magnoliopsida; Lamiales; Orobanchaceae
Source: the annotation of a GenBank genome assembly
AUGCUUCCAUGGUUAGCGUUCGGCCACUUGAUCCCGUUCUUAGACCUCUCCAUUGCCUUAAACAAACACGGCAUUCACGUAUCGUUCCUCUCGACCUCAAGAAAUAUCCAAAGACUCCCGAAAAUCCCGCAAGAUUUAUCGCCUUUCAUAGACUUCAUACCCUUUUCCCUCCCGAAGCUCGACUCGUAUCCCCUGCCGGAAAAUGCAGAAGCCACCAUAGACAUCCCUGUCGAUCGAAUGGGCAGCCUGAAAAUAGCCUGUGAUCACCUCCAAGAACCCAUCAGAAAUUUCCUAGGAAACAAACUCCCAAGCUGGCUAAUAGUGGACUUUUUCCCUCAUUGGGCAGUUGAUAUUGCUCAAGAGUUGAAAAUACCCAUUAUCACAAACUCCAUCACAAGUGCCAGCACCGCAGUUUUCUUCUGGACACCCGAGCAGCUUCUUGAUGGCCAUGAAGAGGACACGAGACGGGCCGGGAGAAGAUCUCCUCGGGAUUUAAUGGUCCCGCCAAAAUGGGUCGACUUUCCCUCGAAAGUCGUGUGCAGGGAUCACGAAACCGACAUGAUGCACAGUGUCCUGUACGGAGUAGACGAGACCGGGAUCUCGGGUGGGGCCCGUUUUGCGAAAUUGGUCAACGGCAGCCGGGCUUUGACUGUGCGCACGAGCCCGGGAUUCGAAGGCGAGUACUGGUCACUACUCUCGGAAAUUACUCAAAAGCCAGUCUUCUCGCUCGGUUUUCUUCCGCCCGAGAAGAAGUCAAGAGGGAUGACAAGAACAAUCAAAGACGAACAGCCGUGGAGUAAAAUUUUCGACUGGCUCGACGAGCGUAAACCAGGGUCCGUCGUGUUCGUCAGUUUCGGGAGCGAACAUAAGCUCAAGAAAAAGGAGGUUCUUGAAAUAGCAUAUGGGCUCGAGCUUUCCGGGCUUCCCUUCUUAUGGGCUCUGAGAGAGCCUAAUCCGGACAAGGCCCUGCCGCCGGACUUCGCCCAGCGCACGGUGGGGAGAGGGGUGGUCCAGGCCGGGUGGGCCCCACAGAGGGAAAUCCUCGGCCACCCAUCGAUCGGUGGCUCGUUGUUCCAUGCCGGGUGGGCCUCCAUUAUAGAGACAGCAAUAUACGGACACAGCCUCGUGCUUCUGCCAUUUGUGAUUGCCCAGCCACUGGACACGAGGUUGCUGGUCGAGAAAGGCCUGGCGGUGGAGGUCGAGAGGGGCAAAGAUGGAAUUUUCACCAGGGACGGUAUUGCGAGUGCUUUGAGGAAAGCUAUGGUUUCGGAGGAUGGGGAGAGAUUAAGGGCGCGCGCCAAAGAGGCUGCAGAGGGCAUUUUCGGGAAUAAGAAAAUUAACGAUGAUUGUAUCAGGAAGUUUGUCGACUAUUUGAAAAAGUGGGGCUGA